Molecule: messenger RNA, 2112 nt
Organism: Nomia melanderi (Alkali bee)
Lineage: Eukaryota; Metazoa; Arthropoda; Insecta; Hymenoptera; Halictidae
Gene: gudu
Product: Armadillo repeat-containing protein gudu
Molecular function (GO): protein binding
Source: RefSeq, a predicted model, not a curated record
AUGCCACCGAAACGGAAAAAAGAUGUUAAAAAGAUGUCUAUUGAACCACCACCAACAAUUGAACCGGAUAUUCCAGAAGUAAUAGAAUCAGAAGAGCCACCAAAGCCAUUGGUGUCGAUGGUUACUGGAGAGCCUUUUGGGCCACGAGUUCAACAGAUUACCGAGAAAAUGGAAGACGAAAGCUCAGACGACGAACCAGAAUCUGAAAGUGAUGAAGAACUAAAACGAUUGACUGAAGAUGUAUCGGAAGUACCUUCGGAAUUUUGGCAUAUACAGAAACUUAUCAGAUAUAUGAAAGCAGGCAAUCAGACUGCCACCCUAGUGGCUCUUUGUCUUUUAAAGGAUUACGACCUCAGCAGUAGGAUUAUUCAAAGAGCGAUUCAAGAAAUGGGAGGUUUAGAAAUUUUAGUGAAUCUCCUCGAGACGAAGGAUUUAAAAUGUCAGAGUGGUUCUCUGUCAGUUUUACGUCAAGUUUCAAAAUCCUCACAGAUGCGACGAUAUCUAAUCGAUCUUGGUAUCGUAACACCCUUGAUUCAAAUGUUAAAACAUCCAGCUAGAAAUAUUCAAGUUCUGGCUGCUGAGACUAUGGCAAUUAUCGCGCAAAUAAGAAAAGCACGAAAACAAAUACGUCUUCGAGGCGGUAUACCUCUCAUUUUGGAUGUAAUGGACGUUCCCGACUCUAUUCUUCGCCAAUCUUAUGAUGAUUUGAACGAAACUAACAAGGAAUUGGUAUCAGUUGCAAUAGCUUGUGCAAAGGUGCUGGAUUCUCUAAGUAGUAGUCCGAAAGUAAAAGAAGAACUUCGUAAACAUGGCGUAGUUAAAAUUAUGGAACGUUUUCUAAAAUCGAAACACACUGCAUUAGUGAUACCUAUGAUGGGUGCAGUUCAACAAUGUGCAUCCAUGUCAGUUUUCCGGGAGGCGUUCGAAAACACUAUUAUUGUAUGCGCAGUAGUGCAUCACUUGAAAAAUGAGGAUAUUAAAUUGAAAGAAAAUUGUGCGUUAGCAAUAUUCAACUGUGGCCCAAAUAAAGUUGCAAGAGAUAUAGUUCGGGAGACGAACGGUUUGGAUAUGUUAUGCAAACUAGUGAAGAGCAAGGAAAUUCAUGAAAACAAGAGCCUUUUAGCAGCUGUCACCGGCGGAAUUUGGAAAUGUGCAAUAAGCCCAGAAAAUGUAGCGAGGUUCAAUCAGAAUGGGUUAGUAGCUUCAUUGGUGCCGUUUUUAGAAGAGUACGAGGACGAAGAUGUACAAGUGAAUGUUGUCGGUGCACUAGCAGAAUGUUGCAAGGAUCCUGCUAAUAGGAACAUUCUUAGAAUGAAUGAUGGGCUACCAAAACUGAUCAGAUUAUUAACUUCGACGCAUGAACCACUGUUGGAGAACGUACCACUGGUGUUAAAGGAGUGUGCGCAAAAUGAUGAAUGCAUGGAUAUAAUUAAUGACCCUGAGCAUGUUUUGGACGGUGUCCGAUUAAUCUGGUCAUUGCUGAAACAUCCUAGUGAUAAAAUCAAAAGGAACGCUUGUCUUGCUUUGGUUCCUUGCAUCAAGUACGCCAAAGACUCACCGGAAAUGGUUCGGGCAUUUGUAGGUGGACUAGAGCUUACGGUCAGCCUUCUUCAGAGUAAAGAUACUGAAGUGCUGAGUGCAGUUUGCGCAACUAUCGCUGAAAUUGCUACUGAUCCAGAAAAUCUAGGUAUUCUCAGCGAUCACGGCGUGGUAGAGGAGCUGGCGAAGCUUGUAGUAACGAAAGAUGAAGGGUUACGUGCAAACUUGACUUUAGCUAUAGCAUAUUGUAGCGAAUGGGAAGAAAAUAGUUACAAAUUUGGACAAUUAAACGCAGUUGCACCACUUGUUAAAUACAUGAGUAGCAAAAAUACAGAUGUCCUCAGAGGUGUUUGUAUCGCGGCAUAUCACUUGAGUAAAGAACCUACAAAUUGUAUUACCAUGCACACAUCUGGUGUAAUAAAGCAUAUAUUGCGUUUGGUUGGAUCAGAUGACCCGGAAGUGCAAAUAGCCGCUGCGUCCACAAUUCGAAAUAUAAGAAAGCUUGCAUUAACAGCGGAAAAGUUACACUUCAAGGAAAUUAACACGUUGAAAGAAACAGAUUUUCAUCUGUAA